Molecule: messenger RNA, 4673 nt
Organism: Maniola jurtina (meadow brown)
Lineage: Eukaryota; Metazoa; Arthropoda; Insecta; Lepidoptera; Nymphalidae
Product: NEDD4-binding protein 2
Exons: 8
Coding region: 183-3872 (1229 amino acids)
Molecular function (GO): ubiquitin binding
Source: RefSeq, a predicted model, not a curated record
AUUUGACAUUUGUUCUGAAUUCGUUUCUCUUUCCACAGUGGUUAAAUUAUGAGUUUCGUAAUAAACCGAAACACGUUAAUAUUCUAUUUAUUCCUUACAAAUUCUAAAGGGGACAUUAAAAUUGACUAAUAGUAGACCUACAAGAUCGCGUGUAAAAUAUUUGGUGAAAAGUUUGCCUCAACAUGGAAUACCAGGAUCAGAUAGAUUACAAUAAUAUUAUUGAUACAUUGAUAAACACAUUCGGUGAAGUUUUAAGCAGAGAUGUAAUGUAUAAUAUCAUUGAAAACUUUGAUGGCGACCUUGAAGAAUCUGCAAAUGCUAUAAUGAAUAUUGUAAUGGACGAAAAUAAUGAUGCAGUAACAAAUGCACAGCCUGAUAUAAGUUCAACUGCCUUAGAGCAAGAAGUAACAGAAGCUAAGCAAAUAAAUACAUAUAAUACUGGUUCAGAUAUAAAUAAUGAAACAGCCCCUGAAGUUGCUGCAUGCAUGCUACCUGCCUUUUCAUACGCUGGCGCUUCUCUGCCAACAAAACCGCCAGCACAUCAGGCUACAAAAUCACCUGGCACUCCAGAUAAGUCACAAAAUUUUUGGACUGUAGAGCAAAAAGUAACACAAGCUAACCAAACAGAUACAUAUAAUACUGGAUCAGCCAUAAAUAAUGAAACAACCCCUGAAGUUGCCGCGUGCAUGCUACCUGCCUUUUCAUAUGCUAGCGCUUCUCGGCCAACAAAACCGCCAGUACAUCAGGUUAGAAAGUCGCCUGGCACUUCAGAUAAGUCACAAAAUUUUUGGACUCCGCAGCUGAAAAAGAUUUUGUUACAUCAUGAAAAUGGUGCAUGCACAUUGAUCAUUAUGCGAGGUUUACCAGGAAGUGGAAAAACUUAUCUAGCUAAAAAGAUUAUUGAUGCAAUUUACUACACAACACAGCAACAUUACCAUACACAUAUAUUGAGUACAGAUGAUUAUUUUAUGUGCAAUGGCGUAUACAUGUAUGAUAAAUGGAGAAUUCCAGAGGCACACGAAUGGAAUAAAAACAGAGCUAGAAAAGCCAUGACAGAAGGACUUAGUCCUGUAAUUAUAGAUAACACCAAUAUUGAAAUUUGGGAAAUGGAGUACUAUGUGGUGCAAGGAGUUAGUAAUGGAUAUAUUAUUGAAGUUGUAGAGCCAAAUACACCAUGGGCAAGAAAUGCUUAUCAACUAUUCAAAAGAAACUCUCAUAAUGUGCCUUUGGUCGCUCUUCGAAGAAAGUUGGAUUCUUUCCAGGGUGGCAUAACUGGUGACUAUUUAAUGCAUCAAUUUAAAUUACAAUAUUCACCUAAUAAUACUCCACCUGUUUUAAGAAAAAUUCCACCAUUUUCAUCAAAAUUAUCAGAAGAGUCUGUAAAUUUAGAACCCAUUGAAAGUGUAUGUAAUGAAACCAUUUCAUUGAAUGAAAUACAGAAAAGCGAUCAUGAAAAUACACAAAGUUGUUUGACAGAAACGACAGCCCCUGCUGCUGAAGUUUCUAGUGACACUGUAGACCACUCUGAAAAAUUGGCACAUUCAUCUAUUAAUUUGGAAAAAUUAGCUGAAAUUGAGAAAUGUUUAGAAGAAAUGGAGAAAGUGGAGAAAGAGUGGGAUGAUGGAGAUGGCUGGGAUGAUAAUUCUCAACAAAAAAGUCAAGAUAGCGCAAACUCUGAUUCUGUUAUUAAUUCGAAACCGCAGAGAGAAAAUAAGAUGACAAAUGCUGCUACAACUGAAAAGUUUCUAACUUCCAAUGAAGUGUGUCAAGAUUGGAGCAAAUGUUCAAUGUUUUUACCAUCUUGGGGAGAAAGUAGCACGCAGGUGGAAACUUCUAUGCCUGUCGUAGAGAAAAAAACAAGCAGUACUUGUAUAGAAUACGGCGAUACAGACAUGUCCACUUCAAAAAAUCCUCUGAAAGUUAUUAUCGGUGUUCCUAGAAAUAUCAAUGAAUAUCAUAUUGCAGUAGAUAAGAAAAUGCCAGAAAAGUGGAUGCUUGAUAAAAGUACUUCCACAAAUAAUGAAAUAUUAACUGAUACUUUUAGAUGUCAAAAUGAAGAGCAGCAUUUUGCUGCAUUUAGAAAACUUUUCAAAAAUAUAGCCAGAUCUGACUUGAGGGAUAUCUUUGACAAUUGCUGUGGCGAUGUUAACUGGGCUGUAGAAAUUGUCCUCGAUGGUGUAGCCAGCAAUCAAUUAGAUAUUGUUAAUAAUGAUGAUUGCUCAGAUACUGAGAUUGACGCACAAAUUGAUAACGUAGAUCUGUGCCAAUGUUUGUCGGCAUAUGAUAUAAUACCAAAUUCAUCGUCGCCACCUAUAAUUGAGGAGAAUGUAAAUCCUAUUGAUAAUGCUCCUUCAUCAUCAAGAUUAAAAGGCAAAAAAGGAAACUCCGUUUCUGAAAAUUCCAUGCAAUUAAAACGACAAAUAGAGCAGAAUGUAGUCAUAUCAGACAAUCAUUACUCAGAACAUUGCUUAAAAAUUAGAAAAUUUCGCAGAGGUGAAUGUUAUAAUGAGGAAGUGGAAAAUGCAAAUGGAGACGAAAGUAACACAACACUGAUAUCAGCACUGGAUAGGUAUAUAACAGGAAGUGAUUUUACAAGUACCUCACCUAAUGUACAGCAUUCUCCAUGUCAUAGCACACCAAGCACUUCAAAAGUUGAAAAUGUUAACACAGAAAUGUGUGAUGAAGAUUCAUCUGCCUCAGAUGAAAUUGAAAAAACUGUAAAUGUUAAUUUGGGUAGAGAAUUUAUAGCCCAACUGGAUGAAAUGUUUGGACGUCGUAACAUGGAUUACCCUGCCAGUGUGAUACCUAAAGUAAAUAUGCCGGUAUCUCUUUUGAAUGAAAUCAAUGCAUUGUGGAUGGAGUCGCUCAUGAACCAGCUUGAAGAAGAUGCUAAACAAUCUGAAAUUAUGGUUCAACAGGAUGAAGAGUUUGCUAGGCAAUUAGCAAUGAAAGAAGCAGAAUUGUUACGAUCAGGAAAAGAGCCCGAAGUGCCCGAUUUCAAGGAGAUAAUGGAUAUGGAUUUUGCUCUAUCAUUAUACCAUAAAGAUGUAGCCGAGUGGCGUAACACUAUGCCAGAUGAUUUAGCUGCUAAGCUUACAAGAGAUAAGUUGUAUAACUUAUUCCCUGAAGUAUCCAAAGAUAUCUUGUCUGAACUGCUUAUGGCUCAUGAUAAUAAUUUUCAAGAAACUGUCGAGGGUCUAUUGAUAUCUACAGGAAAGUCCGAAAUCCUUGAAAGAAAGAAUGGCAUCAGUAAAUUCGUUAUGGAGAAAGAAAUGGAGAGGCAAGAGAAGUUGCUCGAAGAGGAGAAGAAGACUUUAUCGGAGGUGGAAUGGCCGCUGCUGCCGAAGAUCGAGCAGGUGGACAUGUCGGUCGUGCAGCGGUACCGUGAUGAGGCUGAAAAACACUUGCAGUCGAGAAACAUGAAUUACCAGAAAGCUGAAGAAUACAUAAGGCGGGGUAUUACACAAGUCGCCACCUAUUACAAUGGGAUUGCUGCUUAUCAUAAGGAAAAAUAUGAAUUGGCCAAUAGCAUGGCAGCUGCCACACUUAUGCAAGUUCACGCAGCCAACGCGUCUGACAACGCAACAAUAGACCUCCACUACCUGAGGGUAGGCGAAGCUAAGGAGUCCGUGGAUCUGUUCAUCGAUACGCACAUACAGAAGUUGAGAGAACUGCAGGAUAGGAACAGUGUCAAGUUCCAUACGCUGUUCUUCAUUACCGGCAGGGGUCUUCACAGUAGCGGUCGGCCUAGGAUCAAACCAGCUGUCAAGAAGAGACUAGCAGAAAGGGGUUUAACCUUUAGUGAGAGAAAUCCAGGCUUGCUUACUGCUAAGGUUUGCGCUGAUGACAAAUUGUCGUACCAGGUCGCUUAGUGCCAAACGGAUUCGCCCGAACAGGGGCGGUUGCCGGAAUACUGACACUACAACAGGACGUACAGCGUCCGGUAUUAUACGAAUUGUUUGGUGUACACGCCAUAUCCGUACUGCAAUUGGACUAUACGCCCCAUCUUGAAUAGGGUCGUGUAUGUCGAUAUGUUCACAGGCCCAAGGGCGUCGAUAUUCUUGUACAGACACGGACCGUUAAUUUAGAAUACAAGUGUUUUUGAUGUUCUAUGUAUUUCGUAGUAUACAAGCAUGAAAUCUGCUUAAAGCUAUCGCCGAGAACGGAGAAGGCUGGGGAAGAUGCUAUUAAGAGUACAAUUUUAUAUUCGUCGUCAAUAAAUCCAUAGAGUAAAUUAGUCUAAUUAUUUGGCGGAUUAUUACAUAGGUGCGUUGUGCUAAAUAUAAUUUUGAAGUUUUCGGUGGCCAAAUACAAAACUUUUGGCUUGCAGUAUGCAUAAAAGUAUUCUUUUUUGGUCGAAUUAAAAUUAUUGUGAGUGUGACAAAUGAAUGUUUCUUGGCUUAUUGUAAACUGGAUGGCGGACGCUCAAAAAUUAUUACUCUAUAGAUUUUUUAUUUAUUUUAAUUGCCAAUUUACCAAUAGGGUAGUCAAAAACUCUCACAUGCAGAGAAAUAUGUAAAAAAAACUCUGAAUUUUAAAGAAAAUGUAUAUAAAUUGUUAAUAGAUUAUAAGUACCUAGGUAGUCCAUGAAAAUCAAACGGCUAUUCUUUACCAAUUAUCUUGGAACAAAUGCUGUUUUUCUAUUCAUGAAAAAUGCAAGUAUAUUUUAAACU